Coregonus clupeaformis (lake whitefish) is the source of this 4137-nucleotide messenger RNA. RefSeq names its product phosphatidylinositol 3-kinase regulatory subunit alpha-like. The record is from RefSeq and is a predicted model, not a curated record. Gene Ontology annotation, biological process: insulin receptor signaling pathway; phosphatidylinositol phosphate biosynthetic process. Gene Ontology annotation, molecular function: 1-phosphatidylinositol-3-kinase regulator activity; protein binding. Gene Ontology annotation, cellular component: phosphatidylinositol 3-kinase complex. The coding region runs from base 433 to 2619 and encodes 728 amino acids. The transcript has 14 exons. Lineage: Eukaryota; Metazoa; Chordata; Actinopteri; Salmoniformes; Salmonidae.
UAUAUGUUUGGUAUCGGAGUGGAAUAGCGUGUCCACACGGGAAGGAAGGAGGAUUCAUUCGAUUCAACCUGGGCCCCCUUCAUGCAAGUUAGGGGUACCUUCUCAAGGCCACUGCUGCAGGCCUUAUACUCAUGGAAACACUGCCGGAGGCACCAUAGGGGUGCGGUGGAUAACCAAGCUUUGAGAAUAACCUGAAGACAAGUUAAAACACCAUAAUCACCCAAAUAACUAUUGAGGACUAGAAUGUUCAUUAAGUGUUGUGUUUAGCUUUUUGUGCUUUUUUAGUUUGCUCCAUUAAUAUAUUCUCAGGAAAACCUGAGGAGUAACCAAUUGGUGGAACUCUAACCUGCCCGAACAAGUUAUUCACAGCCGUGUUGAUAAAAUAAAAAAUAACAUUUUUUUAAACACGCCUGUCAAAACAAAGUUACUACGAUGGCCGCAGAAGGAUAUCAGUACAGGGCGCUUUAUGACUACAAGAAGGAGCGAGUGGAGGACAUUGACCUUCAUGUGGGGGACAUCUUAACAGUGACCAAAGGGACCCUGGUGGCCCUAGGGUACAGUGACGGCCUGGAGGAAAGGCCAGAGGACAUUGGCUGGCUGCCUGGCUUUAAUGAAACCACUCAGGAAAAGGGGGACUUCCCAGGGACAUAUGUGGAGUUCAUUGGGAAGAAGAGGAUCUCUCCUCCCACUCCCAAGCCGAGACCCCCCAGACCCUUACCCGUGGCCCCGGGCUCCUCCAUGGCUGACUCUGGUGAUGAACAAGGCUCAGCCCUCCUGGACCUGACGGAGCAGUUUGCCCUCCCAGAGACGGCUCCUCCCAUGCUGGCCAGGCUGCUGGAGGCCAUCGAGAAGAAAGGUCUGGACAACCCAACGCUGUACAGGACCUUCACAGCCGAUGGUGGACUGGAUGUUAGACAGUGCUUUGACACUGAUCCUCCAUCAGCAGACCUGGACCAGAUGGACCUGCAGAUGCUGUGUGACGGUCUACGUCGGUACCUGCAGGAUCUUCCGCAGCCCGUCAUCCCACCGGCCAUCUACACUCAGCUGGUCCAAACCGCCCAAGAGGUGCAGAGCCCCAAGGAGUGUGCCCAGCUGCUGCGUUGCAUCGCCAGCACGCCCAGCCUGCCAGCCCAGUACUGGCUCACCUUCCACUGCCUGCUGCGCCACUGGUCCCGGGUGUGCCACAACGCGUCCAAGAACCUGCUCAGCUCCCGCGCCCUGGGCGAGAUCUUCAGCCCCAUGCUCUUCAGACAGCAGGCUGCCAGCUGCGAGCCCAGCCCGGAUGCUCACAUCAAGAUCAUUGAGACCCUUGUGACUAGCGAAUGGACAGAAGCACAGGCGGCUCCAGCCCUACCUCCCAAGCCACCAAAACCCACGCCCCCUGCUGUCACUAACAACGGUAUGAACAACAACAUGGCACUGCAGGACGCCGAGUGGUACUGGGGAGACAUCUCCCGCGAGGAGGUCAACGAGAAGCUGAGGGACACGGCCGACGGUACGUUCUUGGUCCGUGACGCCUCCACCAAGAUGCACGGCGACUACACUCUCACGUUGAGAAAAGGGGGUAACAAUAAGCUGAUCAAGAUAUUCCACCGGGAUGGGAAAUACGGCUUCUCUGACCCCCUGACCUUCAACUCGGUGGUGGAGCUCAUCAACCACUACCGCAACGAGUCCCUGGCCCAGUACAACCCCAAGCUAGACGUUAAGCUGCAGUUUCCCGUCUCCAAGCACCAGCAGGAUCAGGUGGUGAAGGAGGACAACAUCGAUGCUGUGGGGAAGAAGCUCCAUGAGUACCAUCAGCAGUACCAGGAGAAGAAUCGAGAGUACGACCGACUCUACGAGGAGUACACCAGGACUUCCCAGGAAAUCCAAAUGAAAAGGACAGCAAUCGAAGCCUUCAACGAAACCAUCAAGAUCUUCGAGGAGCAGUGCCAAACGCAAGAACGGUACAGCAAGGAGUACAUCGAGAAGUUCAGGAGGGAAGGCAAUGACAAGGAGAUCCAGAGGAUCAUGGGCAACUAUGAGAAGCUGAAGUCUCGUAUCAGUGAGAUCGUGGACAGCAAGCGGCGUCUGGAGGAGGACUUAAAGAAGCAGGCUGCUGACUACCGAGAGAUCGACAAACGGAUGAACAGCAUUAAGCCCGACCUCAUCCAGCUCCGCAAGACCAGGGAUCAAUAUCUCAUGUGGUUGACCCAGAAGGGAGUCAGGCAGAAGAAGCUCAACGAGUGGCUGGACAUCAGAAACGAGAACACAGAAGAUCAAUACUCUGUGGUGGAUGACGAUGAGGACCUUCCCCACCAUGACGAGCGCUCCUGGAAGCUGGGCAACAUCAACCGGCUGCAGGCAGAGGCCCUUCUCCGGGGGAAGAGGGACGGAACAUUCCUGGUUCGAGACAGCAGCAAGGCAGGGUGCUACGCCUGCAGUGUUGUUGUGGAAGGUGAAGUGAAGCACUGUGUCAUCAACAAGACGCCCUCAGGGUUUGGCUUCGCUGAGCCUUACAACCUGUACAGCUCGCUCAAAGAACUGGUCCUCCACUACCAGCACACGUCACUGGUCCAGCACAAUGACUCUCUGAAUGUGACACUAGCGCACCCCGUCUACACACAGCAGAGGCGGUGAGGACCCUACCGGCCAUUCAGUCGGACAGAAACAUCUAUAUCUUGUGCUCGGACUUUGGACUCAAGGAUUUAAAAAAGCUAGGCUGUGUCUUGCCUACUAACAUACAUACCUUUUUAAGAGAGGAAAGGACUAAAGACAACCGCAAAACGAAGCCUGAAAACAUUUCAGCGACUGUGAACUGACUGUGAGCAGUGGCGAGAGCCUGAAUGUAGUCUUGUUACUCUCGUGCUUAUUGUGGGAGCACAGAGUCAAGGUGAAACUGCUGAACUCUCUCCCCGAGCGGAGGACAUUGGAGGCCUUUUCCUAAUGGUGCUUGAUCUUUUCAAAGCUUUACCAGCUGGAAUGUCAAAACGCAGAUAAAACUUGAGUGCAUCAUUUUUUUCCUACCGUUCCUCCUCCUCUUUUCCCCCUUUUGUUUUUACUGUGUGUGUGUGUGUGUGUGUGUGUGUGUGCGUCCAUGUGACCAAAACUCACAGUAUCUGAAAGCUGUUUGGUGUUGGGGGUGUCUAAAACACCUGUGUGUUUAAGUGUUCAGUGACAGACCGUGGAUCAACUGAUAAAUGUAGCAAAAUGGCACUUUUGACAAAGUAUAAUUGUUUUAAUGAAAAACUCCUACGGACUUGUUGAAUCAAAGGAGCAAAGGAGAGGACAAGGUGGCAAGAAUUCCGGACUUUUCCCUUGCUAAGAAGUGCAGAGACUCAACUGUUCUCUGCUGUGGAUGAGUGAAAAUAUGAAAUGGACUUGAAAUGGAAAUACUUAAUUAUGUAUAUAUACAGAGGAGAAUGUCAGUACGACGAAAACCUACCAUACCAAAAAAAGCUCAGUUCCUUUUCAGUUAUAUCCUAAUCUGCUAUGCAAUUCUGUGUCUCCCUUAUUUCUGCAAAGUUGUGUUUUUAUUCUGUUGCAAACCCAUAAUAUAAGCUUGCUUGAAAAAGUGUAUUUUUCCCAUGUAAAUAUCCAAGAGGAUAUUUUGUGUCAAAAUGCCAAGAUAAAAACUGCUUCAGAUUUUUAAGAAAGUAAAUAAUAGGAAAAUAUACUUUAUUACAAAUUACUUUAUCAGCAACUGAUGAAAAUAUGAGUAUUUUAUUAGUACUUGAAACUGAUGUUCUUCUCAGGCAGAGAGCCUUUUGAGUAUUUGACAGCUGCUUCAGUCACAAUAAAUAUUUCUAACAGAGCCACAUGUUCUAGAUCUUAGUCGAAAAACAAACAAUGGUAGCAUCCCAAGUGGCAGCCUAUUCCUUAGAGGAUACAGGGAAUAGUGUGCCAUUUGAGACGUAGACUAUGACUCUUAAGUAUGAGCACUCUUAGCAUGGAAUGAUGGGAAUAUUUGUUGAUUACUGCAAUCAUAAUGGUGCAUGUUGUACUCAACUUUUCAACCAUCUCCAUGGAAACAACAGUAUAGAUUUAUUUUGUUAUAUAACCUUUCCCCUUCACAAGGAGAUCGAAGCAAAUCUGUGUUUUUAAAUGACGGAAAUUGUUAUUAAAAAGAUCAGUUGGGAGACAUUUGAUCUUCCCAUA